Messenger RNA from Bursaphelenchus xylophilus (pine wood nematode), 2589 nucleotides. Lineage: Eukaryota; Metazoa; Nematoda; Chromadorea; Rhabditida; Aphelenchoididae. The record is from the annotation of a GenBank genome assembly.
AUGCCGCCUCCCGUGAGGAAGGCAGCCAGUAAGUUGGAAUUUUUAGGGGUGCCACAAAAAAUUUUGUAUUUUCUAUUUUUGGCAAAAAAUUUUUGUCUCGAUUUUGAAGUAAAUAAUUUGAAGAAAACUAACUCAGAGAGGGAUUUCUGAGAUUUUUAGCAGAAAAAUAAAGGUUUUCGGAUCAAACAUACUAAAAAAUACAAAAAGAAUUGAUACUCUCUGGUUCAAAAAUUAUUUAUAUAACAUCUUUUGCAAAGCACCAACCAAAAUUCUUUCUUUUUUAUUUUUUAAAAGCUUUUUUCGCUAUUUUCGAUCUUAAAAUUUAUUCAUCUUGCAGAAGGUGCCAAAGGUAAAAAAGCAAGAACGCGACGAGGCGGCACUCGAACUCGGGCAAACAAGAAAGCCAGCGAGAAAACGAGCACUUCGAUGGAUGAUGAGGGCACGAAAAGUUACGUAGUAACACCACAGAUAAUUAUCACCAAUUUGCUGGGCAACGAUGUCAAGAAGAAAGUGAACACCGACAUUGAGAAUAAUGUGCUGAGAUGGUAGGAUUUUUGGAAGCAAUUUUGCUUGUGUCUUGAUGUUAAUUUUUUUAAUCGGAAUUUUUAUUUACAGCGGAAGUACUCCAAGUGGGACGCUCAGGUUUUGAUGAAACUUGGCACAAAUUUAGAAUAAUUUUUUCUAAGAUAUGUGCGAGAAUCCUAGCUCGCGCUUUGCAGAAACAACCGAGAUUUUCAGAUCGAAAGUGGGCGAAAUUUUAGGACUUUUUGCCGAAUUUCGGCACGAAAAGUUUCAUGCCUAUUUCAACCGUAAAGGAUAAUGUUCCUACAAAGAAUCAACUUUUUCCGAAAGAAACUAGCAAAGUUGCGGCCAAAAAGCGGUUUUCUUUCUGACGCUCUCCACGUUUAGCGUACUCUCUCGGCGGCAAAAAUCGUUCGAUAUCUCGGCGGCGCCCGCAAAGCGCGAGCUAGAACUUUCAGUAAUUAAUAUUUAGCCCAUACCCGACGUGUGUGCAAAAUUUAAAGAAAAUCUGAGCGUCGCACUUGGGGUACUUCCCUUGUUAGCCUCAGGCUUAGGCAGGCUAGGCUUAGUUUAGCGCUUAGGCUGUUUUUCAGUUUUUGCUAGAAAAAGAAAGUUUUUCCAAAAUUAUUUAAUUUUUGUUAUUUUUAUUUAAUUUUUGUUAUUUUUUUUUUAUAUUUUUUGCGAAUUUUCAAGAUUUUUUACCUACCUAAUUUUCUAUUUUUAGGCUUUUUCGAACCUGUGUUGAGAAAGGAGUUGCCGGCCUCCGCGCCGAAUUCAACGCUUUUAAGCGGACCGUUGAUCCGAGCGCCUGCCAAGCCUUCAACGCCAUCCCCCAGGGCACCAAGAACCGUUACCGGGAUGUUGUUUGUCUUGACUCUUCGCGGGUUGUCCUCAAAGGCGCAAAAGGAAGUGAUUACAUUCACGCGAAUUACGUGUCAAGUCCGCUCAGCGACCGCCGUUUCAUCUGCACGCAGGGCCCGAACGAACAAACUUGCGGCGACUUUUGGCGAAUGGUCUAUCAAGAACAGUGCAUGACUAUCUUUAUGUUGUGCAAUUACAUAGAGAAGGGGAUGAAGAAGUGCGCGGAUUACUUGCCGACCACUGAGAGCCAGGAAAUGAAUUUUGAGGAGUUCAAUCUUAUUUGUAGAAGCUCGAAGUUGGUAGGUUUGGUGGGGAGGUUGGGAAAAUAUAGUCGAAAUAUCAGAAAAAAUUACUUGAGGGUAUACGGUAUCACAUAAAAAAAAAUUUUUGAAGAAAAAAAUUUGACAAUUUUUUUCAAGUUUGGCAAAAAUUAGGACCAGAAGAUCCAAAGAUAAACAUUUGCGAAAUUUUUGUUUCUCCCGUUUUGCAGAAACAGCCGGGAUUUUUUGCUCGAAAAAGAAAAAAAUUGAAACCUUUUGUGAUUUUUUGCGCAGAAAAUUGACAUUCCGUCUCUUUUUUUUCAGCUCGACCUCCCCAAGGAGUAUUGUCACCCUUCCACCAAGAUCCAAAUCACCACUCUUCAGCUUUCAAUCGGGAAAUCGGAUAAAGUCAUGCAUGUGGACCACUAUCAUUGGCAAGAUUGGCCGGACCGUGGAGUGCCGCCGGCCGACCUGACGCCGGUUUAUUUGAUGCAGUGUGUGCGAAUGAUCAAGACCCCGAUUGUGAUCCACUGUUCGGCGGGAAUUGGACGGACCGGCUCGGUCUGCAUGAUCCAAGGGAUUCUCGAGUUUUUCCAGUGCGGAGCGCCGUUCGAGCGAAGCGACGAAAUCUUGUUGAAGAUCCGGGAACAGCGAGCUUUGAGCAUUCAGGUAUUUUGAGAGGUUUUUUCGAUGUCUUGAAGGGGAAAAUGGCGUGGUCGAAAAGUUGCAAAUCGAAGAAAAUUAGUUUAAAAUCGACCAAUCUUUUUAUAAAAAAUCGACCAAGAUGUUAAAUUUUUCUUUUCAGAAUGACAUCCAGUACCUUUUUGUGCACCGCGUCCUCCUCGAAUACUUCCAAAAAAUGGGUCUUUUGGAGGGCCGAGGCGCGCAGAUCGAGAAACACAUCAAGAAGUUCAUUGUUGAAUACGACGCCGCCACAGCAAUGUAA